Penicillium alfredii is the source of this 1548-nucleotide messenger RNA. Its product is annotated as cytochrome P450. NCBI's taxonomy places the organism in Eukaryota, Fungi, Ascomycota, Eurotiomycetes, Eurotiales, Aspergillaceae. Gene Ontology annotation, molecular function: monooxygenase activity; oxidoreductase activity, acting on paired donors, with incorporation or reduction of molecular oxygen; iron ion binding. The record is from RefSeq and is a predicted model, not a curated record. The coding region runs from base 1 to 1548 and encodes 515 amino acids. The transcript is spliced from 2 exons.
AUGAUCCUCCUUCUUCUCGGUCUAUUUACCUUCGUCUGGGUCAUUCUGACUCCGAUCUUGCGCUACUUCUACGACGCCAAAGAUUUACGAAAAUACCCCAAUCAAAACUUCCUCUCUGGUCUCACCAGUCUCGCCUACGUAUGGGAGCGACGGAACAACUUUCGCACGAGAAAGCUGUAUCACGACCACCAGCAACAUCCCAUCAUCCGCCUUGGUCCCACCGUCCUUUCCUUUGGCGACGUGGGAGCCAUUCAAGACAUAUACGGACACGGCACCCUUUGUCUCAAGGAUGACGUCUACCGGUCAAUCCAGGGAGACUCUCCUCAAAUCCUCAACGUGGUCGAUAAAGAGGACCAUGCUCGCAAGCGUCGGAUGCUCUCGAAUGCAUUCGCCGCGAAAAGUCUCGAGCACUGGGAAUUCAAAAUCGCAGACAAGGUCAAGAAACUCGUGGCGCAGUUUGAUUGGAGAUGCACCGAUCCUCUCGAUGGACAUCCAGUCGAUGCGAAAGAUCUCACCAUCAACUUUCGCUUCUGGUCCAAUCUCUUCACGCUAGAUGCCAUUGCCGAUAUCGCUUUGAGUGAACGCCUUGGUCUGCUCGAAUCGGGCUCUGACUUACUCACGAUCAGUCAAGGUCGCCAUUUAAAAAACUUCCAUUUUCUCGAAAGCCUUCACUGUGGGAGUCGAGCGGUUUCUCGCUUUGUGGGUGCUACCGACUGGUUUCCCAUUUUGAAGGCUGCAUCUCGCCUCUUCUACGCCCAUUUCCGUGCUCAUGGGAAUGACUUUGGCGAGAUUGUUGAGAAGUUGGCCAAGAGAAGAAUAGAAAAAUAUCGGGCGGGUGCCAAAUUAAACGACUUCUUUGCAUGUCUGAUCGAAGACAAAGCGGGAAAUCAACGCAACUUGGAUCGUGCUGAGAUAGAAGCCGAGACCAAUAUUCUCCUCGAUGCUGGUUCGGACACCACCGCAAUCGCCCUGACGCACGUGCUGUACCAUCUGAUCAAGAAUCCAGCGACUCUCGCAAAACUUCGAGAGGAAGUAUCAGAUUCUCUUUCGGGAGAAUCAAUUGCCCCCUUUAGCAAAGUCAAGAGCCUGCCAUACCUGCGCGCAUGUCUAGAUGAGUCGCUUCGUCUCACUCCUCCUCUUCCACGGGGACUGGAGCGCAAGACUCCCCCACAGGGCAUGGAGAUACUCGGUAAACCCAUAGCAGGGGGUAUCACCGUUUCAGUCCCCACCUUUCUUGCUCAUCGUGACCCAACCCUUUUCCCCGAGCCGGAAAGAUACUCGCCGGAGAGAUGGCUCGAUGCGUCAGACACCUCCAAGGAAAUGAGAGCUGCUUUCAUCCCGUUUAGCUCAGGAGGCCGAGCCUGCAUCGGGAGAAAUAUCACGAUAAUGGAGCAGCAAAUCUUAGUGGCAACGCUGGUGCAUAGGUAUGACUUUGCAUUGCCAUCCGACAGGUGGGAGCUGGAUUGGGAGGAGGCCUUUAAUCUUUGGCCUUGUCAGAUGCCUAUCAAAAUUUGGAGACGAGAGGUUGAUCUAAAUUCUGAAGCCUAA